This is a messenger RNA of Hydra vulgaris (swiftwater hydra), 831 nucleotides long. Its product is annotated as serine/arginine-rich splicing factor 10. Gene Ontology annotation, molecular function: RNA binding. Gene Ontology annotation, cellular component: spliceosomal complex. The record is from RefSeq and is a predicted model, not a curated record. Lineage: Eukaryota; Metazoa; Cnidaria; Hydrozoa; Anthoathecata; Hydridae. Gene Ontology annotation, biological process: positive regulation of mRNA splicing, via spliceosome.
ACUUUUUUAAAUUUAAGCCUUUUGAUAUAUUUCCUCGAUGCACGUUGUCAGUUUUGUCGGAGCCAAGCUGCUUGCAGUCCAUAACUAUGUCUGGUAAUCGCUAUGCAAGACCACCGAAUACAUCUCUUUAUAUACGAAAUUUAAGUUCUUCAACGAGGAGUGAUGACUUGAGAAGGAUGUUUGCAAAGUAUGGUCCGAUACGUGACAUCUACAUUCCUUUGGAUUAUUAUACUCGUGAACCAAGAGGCUUCUGUUAUGUUCAAUUUGAAGACAUUAGAGAUGCAGAAGAUGCUUUAUAUCAUGAAUCUCACGCAAGGUUGCAUGGGCGAGAACUUGAUAUUCAAUAUGCUGAAGGAGAUAGAAAAACACCUGGUCAAAUGAGAACUCGAGAAUCCACUGGUUCUUAUUCAGAUAAUGGCAGGUUUGGAGGACGUAGGGGAGGUCGAUAUUCAAGAAGUCGCAGCAGGUCAAGGUCACCUAGACGUCGACGCAGAUACUCUUCUAGAUCUCGUUCUAGAAGCCCACGAAGGAGACGAAGUGUUUCUAGAAGUCCAGUAAAGCGUUCACCUUCUCAUAGCCCUCGUAAAUCAUACUCUCCUGGUAGAUCAGCUAGUCCCCGAAAGUCUCGUAGUGCUAGCAGAUCUAGAUCUCGGUCUAGGUCCCGUGGUUCCUCUACAAAAGAAAAUGGAGAUUAAAUUUAAUAUUGUUUAAACAUCUAGUGCUUAAAUAAAAUUCAAUUCUGAUUAUGGCUUAGUAUUUGCUGUUUAUUUAGGAAUUAUAUGCUUUAAUCUUACUUUGUAAAUAGUUUGACCAAAUAAACAUUUUAUUCAA